Molecule: messenger RNA, 3132 nt
Organism: Polistes canadensis
Lineage: Eukaryota; Metazoa; Arthropoda; Insecta; Hymenoptera; Vespidae
Gene: Daxx
Product: death domain-associated protein 6
Exons: 4
Coding region: 413-2950 (845 amino acids)
Molecular function (GO): histone binding
Source: RefSeq, a predicted model, not a curated record
UGGUUUAUUUAUAUUAUUUAAUAUUAGAAAAUGUCAUUUCCAUUCCUUCACAUUAAUCCUAUUCGCGAUUUAAAUUUACUAUUGUGGUAACAGUUGAUACUUUCCUACAGCGCGUUCCUAAAUUAUCUUUUAUGAAACUGUAUUCUUCGUGCUUAUGCGUUAAAUUGUAUUUUGAAUUUAUCCAAUUAUUUGGGACAUCAAACGAAGGAAUGGGAACAAAAAUAAUAACAAUUAAUUAAGAUUUUUAAUUAUAUGAAGUAUAUUGUAAUUAAAUGGUUUUAUGUUUUACGUGAUGUACAGUUAUAUUUUUUUUUUAAAUCAAAAUUAGUGCUAAUAGAAAUUAAUUUAUUAUCAAUGCUGUUAAUUCUUGGUGUUAUCUAUAAAAACUCAUUCGUUCUUUGAAUGAUUUGUCAUGAAUUCUAGUAACAGAAGAGUUCAAAACAAAAGCAAGGUUAUGGUCAUGGAUAAAAGUGAAGUUAUCUGUAUCUCAUCUGGCGAUGAAAAUGAAAUGAUAAACGAUAAACAAAAACCUCAACCUUGGAACAAUAAAGCUAAUAAGUUUAAUUUUGUAAAUGCAAGCAAAAAAAUUAAAUGUAAUAAUCAAAAACAAGAUAUAGUUAAUAAAAAACGUAAAAUAUCAGAAAUAGAUGGGACUUCUGAUGAAAAGGAUAAUGGUACAGAUAAAAGGAUAAAGACAGUAUCAUGUCAAGAAACUAAUAGUGUCAUUGCGAAAGAUAGUUGUAAACAAAAUGGUGUUGAAACGCAAAAGUAUUCGUCUGUACCUGUAAGUAAAAAAAUAGUAAAGCCGCAGUUGAUUAUUAAGGAGAAGAAAAAUAUUUCCCUUCCAGAACAAGAUAUAUUUCCUAGUUUUUUAAGUUUGUGUUUACAAAAAAGACGAGAACCCGCAAUGGAAAUAAUAGUUAAUAAACUUAAAAGACGGUAUGAGCAAAUGAACCCUGUUUAUGCAAAAUCUGAAGCUUUUCAAAAUUUUUUGAACAAUAAGCGCAGCGCCAUUUUGUCUUCCGAUAAUAUGAUAUUUCAACAUAUUAUGGAUGUCAAAGUUGAGAUGAAAAAGAAAUCUAACAAAAAUUCAAAAAGUGCUUUACAAAUUGAAACGAAUAAAACUAAUGUUUGUGAGGAUCUACCAUCGAGUUCUAAAGCAUCUUCAUCUUCAAUUAAUUUGAAUAAUAUAAAAGAAGCAGAAACAGAUGAAGAAGGUUUUAAUGAUGAUACCAUGAAUCCUGUUAUGAAAAGAAAAUUGAAGAAAAUAAAGAAAGUAAUGAAUAUGUGUAGUAAAAGAAUCAAAAUAUUAGAAGAGUCUGAAGUAAACUUCGAUGAUGAAGAUAACAGCAACUUUAUUAAGCUCGAAAAAUAUAAAGAAAGAAUGGUCAAAUUGUAUAAUGAAUAUUGUCGCAUAACGGGUGACAAUCAAGAUGCAGGUCGUUCAUAUUUAAGACCCAAGCAUUUAAAUACAACUCAAAUUAGUAGCGUCGAUUAUGCAAUUACCAAUUUCAUAAAUGCAAAGAUCACUAAAAGAAACAAAUUAAAAAAGAGUGGCAGAUUUACGGAUGAUUUAAUAUUUCCAGAUUACAGAGACAUAUUGAAAUGUGUUUCCAGUUGUAAUGAAAGAAAUAAUUUAGGAUUAACUGCAAAAAAGCGAGCUCAAAUCGCCAAAAAAGCUUUUACUGAUUUGGGAGAACAUUUACAACGUGCUAGGCGUAUUGAUUACUGGGAUACAUUUUCUUUAUUUUUGGAAAAUAAACAAGAUGAUCCAGCAUUAAAAGACUUAGAACUUGCUCAAAAAUUACGUAAAAAUCAGGAGGUCGGUCAACAGAAGCUAACUCAAAUAUUUCAAGAUUUUGUGAAAAAACAAGAAGAAAUGAACUCGCCAGAAAAGAAAACAAAUACAGAAAAUGGUGAUAACGAAGACAGCGAUAUAGAAUCUAAAGAUGAAGAUGAAAACAGUGAUGUAGAAUCUAAAGAUGAAGAUGAAAACAGUGAAGAGGACGAUGAAGAUAAGGAUGAGAAUAUAGAUAACUCUUUAGAAGAUGAUGAAAAUGAAAAUAAAGAUGAUUAUGACAAUGACAAUGAAAAAGAAGAUACUGAAAAUAAACAAAUUAUUAUUAACAGUGAAUCAAAUGAAAAUGAAAUAAAAAGUAAUUCCCCGGAAAAUGAGACUAGAUUAGAGAAAGAUUUAUCAAAUACAUGUAAAGAUAAAGAUAAUAGAGAUACAGAAAUAACAAAUGUAAAAGAAGUAUUUGAGUCUUUUGAAAAGGUGAUUGAAAAAACUAGUCCAGCGACAGAAUCAGAAAUAUCAGUAAUUCAACAAUCAUUCACAUUAAAUAACAAUGAUAUGGAAGAUAAAAAUGAUGAAAUAAUACCACUGGAUGAUGAUGACUACAAUAAAACAACGGCAGAUAACAAACCUAUAUUACGAGUACGUUCAUUUGCAAAACAUCCUACAACCUGGGAAGAUAACAAACAGAAAAUUCAAAAUGCAGAAAACGGAUCAUCGAAAGAAGUAAUUGAUCUUACUAAUGACGUAGCUAUGACAAAAGUAAGUAUACCUAAUUAUAAAGUUAAAACGGCAAUAUUUCCUUCGAUAACUAAAAAAUACAAAGGUUUCUUGAUGCCCGCAAAUUUGACAAAUAAAAGUCUUAUUAGUGUUAAAAAUAUUACUAAUAAUUAUUUAAAAUUAAAUCCAAGUAAAGUAAAUAGUUCUAAUUUGAAACCCAUAUCUAUAGUAAAAAAAGUAGUUGAUUUGAGUUCGUGUAAUACUAUUGUACAUUUACCACAUUCUUCUGGUCGACAAAAUAUACGUAGUAAAGAGAAUAAUAACGAAACAAUAAAAAAACAAAGUUUUGUGCAUGUUAUUAUACCAACGGAAGUAUAUAAUAAAAAUUCAGUAGGAGUGCCUGUUAAAAAGAAUUCAGAAAAUAAGCCAAAAUGACUUAAAACAAAACAAAUAUACCUUGAUUACUUUGAUAAUAUGUAUGAUCUAACAAUACUUAUAAUUAGUACAUAUGCUUUAGUGUUGAGUAUUUUAUAUGUGUAUUUAAAUAUUAAAAUAACUGUAUUUAUAUGUAGAAACAAUACAAUCAUGAAUUGAAUAAUAAAUUUAAAAGUAAUUAA